Fraxinus pennsylvanica is the source of this 597-nucleotide messenger RNA. Lineage: Eukaryota; Viridiplantae; Streptophyta; Magnoliopsida; Lamiales; Oleaceae. The record is from the annotation of a GenBank genome assembly.
AUGAGCGCAUCGAGGUUCAUAAAGUGCGUGACCGUCGGUGACGGAGCAGUGGGUAAAACUUGCCUGCUCAUUUCGUAUACCAGCAAUACCUUUCCCACUGAUUAUGUGCCAACCGUUUUUGACAAUUUUAGUGCUAAUGUUGUUGUGGAUGGGAGCACCGUUAAUCUUGGGUUAUGGGAUACUGCAGGUCAGGAGGAUUACAAUAGAUUAAGGCCUUUGAGCUACCGUGGGGCUGAUAUCUUCAUACUUGCAUUCUCCCUUAUCAGCAAAGCUAGCUAUGAAAACAUUUCUAAAAAGUGGAUUCCUGAAUUGAGACAUUAUGCCCCUGGUAUUCCAAUCAUUCUUGUUGGGACAAAGCUUGAUCUCCGCGAGGAUAAACGGUUCUUUGCAGACCAUCCAGGAGCAGUACCCAUUACGACUGCUCAGGGAGAGGAGUUGAGGAAGUUGAUUGGAGCAGCUGCAUAUAUUGAAUGCAGUGCAAAGACGCAGCAGAAUGUGAAGGCUGUCUUUGAUGCUGCAAUUAAGGCUGUUCUUCAACCAACGAAGCACAAGAAGAAAAAGAGGAGCAGAGGUCAAAAGGCUUGCAGUAUACUGUGA